UGUGGAGGAUGCCGGGAGCAUCAUGUGGAAAGUGGGGGAUGAUUGUGUCGCUAAAUAUUGGGAAGAUGGGAAGUUUUAUAAUGCCUCUAUUACUGCUGUCACUGAUAAGACGUGCGUGGUCAAGUUUAAAGGGUAUGGCAAUAUUGAAGAGGUGUUGAAGAGUGACUGUCUUCCAGUAGUUAGUAAAGAAAAUAAUAAAAAACCGCAUUAUACAGGACCAACAGAAUUUAGAAGAAGUGCGAGGACUUACAGGAGGCAAUAGCCAGUCAAUUAUCAAUCACUUACUUACCUGAUGAUAUUUAUUGUUGUUUUUUACUAAUAAAUAUUUCUAAAUCA
Zophobas morio is the source of this 336-nucleotide messenger RNA. Its product is annotated as tudor domain-containing protein 3-like. The transcript has 3 exons. Gene Ontology annotation, molecular function: RNA binding. NCBI's taxonomy places the organism in Eukaryota, Metazoa, Arthropoda, Insecta, Coleoptera, Tenebrionidae. The record is from RefSeq and is a predicted model, not a curated record. Bases 23 to 262 code for a protein of 79 amino acids. Gene Ontology annotation, biological process: mRNA processing. Gene Ontology annotation, cellular component: nucleus; cytoplasm.